Molecule: messenger RNA, 1479 nt
Organism: Fusarium redolens
Lineage: Eukaryota; Fungi; Ascomycota; Sordariomycetes; Hypocreales; Nectriaceae
Product: major facilitator superfamily domain-containing protein
Exons: 2
Coding region: 1-1479 (492 amino acids)
Biological process (GO): transmembrane transport
Cellular component (GO): membrane
Molecular function (GO): transmembrane transporter activity
Source: RefSeq, a predicted model, not a curated record
AUGGAGACCUCGCUGCUCUCAGGCCUUGUAGUAGUCCAGCCUGUUCUUACCAAGCCCCCAAACGAAGGAAUAUCUCGUCCAUUGACAGCCCCGCCAAAGACUGUCUCGAGAACACAUAUUGGUUCAGCCCAGAGAGGAUCGUUUGACCUCGAGAUUCUACCAGUCCGAGAUGAUGAGAAACCAGACAAUGCAUCUUCCAACCAUGGCGACGACUUAGAAAUGAGUCAACCGGAUCGUCCAGAUCCGAAUGCUGAGACUGUCGAAGUUGUAACAACUAUCUGGGAACCCUUCAUGAAUCGCUUCAGGCUUCUCUCUACCUGUCUAUCCCAAAUAAACAAUGCCCUUAGCGAUGGUGCUACUGGUGCUUUGAUCCCCUAUAUGGAGAAGUACUAUGACAUUGGCUAUGCCACUGUAUCUCUCAUUUUCGUCGGUAAAGCCAUUGGAUUCAUUGCAGCGGCCGUAUUCAUAGACAUACUUAAAGCAAAACUCGGUCGAGCCAGACUUCUUGGUUUGGGCCAGACCCUCGUCACUCUGGCAUAUAUCCCCAUCAUCUGCGGAGCCCCUUUCGUCGUUGUCGUUCUAUCAUUCUUCUUUAUUGGCUUCAGCAUCUCGAUCAAUGUGGCCAUCGGAAACCUCUUCUGUGGUGGGCUUCAGAACGGAACCUUCAUGCUGGGUGUACAGCAUGGGACUUACGGAAUAGGGGCUACUAUCGGCCCUCUCAUUGCGACCGCCCUCGUUACAGCUGCUAAAACCGUGUGGAAUAAAUACUAUAUUAUCACCUGUGUACUCGGAGCUCUAACUGUCGCAUUAGGAAUGUGGUCGUUCUGGAGAUACGAACAGGAGUUGAGUCCUACGGCGCGCCAGAGAGAGACGGCUCAAGUUGGAGACUCGAUAUCGAACAGCACCUUUCUUGCGAUGAAUUUGCGGAUCGUAUUUCUUGGUUCACUCUUCAUCUUUGCCUACCAGGGAGCUGAGGUUUCUAUCUCUGGCUGGGUCAUUUCUUUUCUCAUCAACGACCGCGAUGGUGACCCUUCUUCAGUUGGUUAUGCAACAGCAGGUUUCUGGGCUGGUAUCACCAUCGGUAGAUUCCUCCUUUCUGCCCCUGCGCAGAGAAUUGGCGAGAAGGCGCUUGUGUAUGGCCUCAUCUUAGGAGCCGUUGCUUUUCAGCUUCUCGUCUGGCUCGUUCCUAACAUCGUGGGCAACACCAUUGCAGUAUCUGUCGUGGGUCUUCUCCUUGGACCUAUCUACCCAUGCGCUUCGGCUGUCUUCCUUCGAGGCAUGAGUCGACGGGAGGCUUUGACUGGCAUUGGAACCAUUAAUGCUUGCGAUAGUGCAGGCGGAGCUAUUGCGCCCUUCGUUACGGGUCUUCUGGCUCAGGCAUUUGGUACCUUUGUCCUUCAUCCGAUUGUGAUUUUCCUGUUUGUUGUCAUGUUGUUGUGCUGGUAUUUUCUUCCAGCUGAGGAAAAGAGGACGGACUGA